CCUACAUAAAGCCUGUGCUAACCACCAGAAGAGAGAUUGGCUGUCUUGAGCCAGAGGAAGGUUGGUGGCUCUGCUGUGGGCCUCAAUGGGGCUGGGCUGAAGGGGGUCCCCUCCCCAGAUACUCCCUCCCAGUGGGGCUCUUUUACCUGCUGCCAGGUCCUGGGAACAACAUCCUGCAAGGCCUCCCUGAUUGCUGAUGCCUCUGGAGGCAAAAGGAGAAGUAUGAGCAAGAGUCUUUUCUCCCCUCAGGGUCCCCCUACACAGAAACAGGCGUUUUGGCCUCCAUAAACACAAACUCCUUGCGGUGGGCCUGUUUCAACAACAAGCUGCUUCCUUUCAGGGGAAAACCACUGCCCUGACCGGCAAAAGGAUCAGCCUCAUGAUAAGAGAUCCAUUGGCUACUAGUUUAUUCCUGGUUUUACAUUAUUAUAGUUGCUUAUUUUCAUCCUGAGCAUUGCUUCAGGCUCUUUCCAUUGAAGAGGUAGAACAUGGUAAUAAAAGUUUAUCUGAAAUAAAACUUGUUAAAAACCAUUAAUCACGGGUGCCUUGCCCCUUGGGCACAGCUUAAACAAAUACCAUUGGUAAAUGUUGGAGUUGUAAUUCUGUACAGGCAGAUUGAAAGCAUAUCUUUUGGUUGUGCUGACAUCUACAAUCUUUUGGAAAAGCUGGUCUAUGUGAAAUAAGAUAAAAUAUCCCUUUCAGCCCCACAAAUAUUAUUUUAGGGCAUUUAAAGGGUUUAUUAAAAUGAGCAGAAUGACCCAAGAUGAUCAGCCUCUCACAAUUGCUUAUAAUUGCAGAUGACCUACUCUUCAAUGCAUUAUUUCAGAAAUCAAUAAAUCCCCACAUCACCUGGGUACUUCUGCUUAUCACCCAGAUGCCGCCGCAUGAGCCUUUGUGGCCUCCGCCCCAUGGAGGUCAGAUCCUGGUGGCAGACAGAGAAAAAAGAGUGGGACAGAGCAGUGCCACUGUGCCGGGUAGGAUAUGUCACCCAAUAGGCUUUCUUGGGAGGGGCAGGGCAAAGGGUUCCCUGUUAGGAGUUUGCCCAGGAAUCAUGCCCAAAAGAAUUGUCUGGAGGGUGGCUAAGAGGUGGCAGACAGGCUGUUUUUAUUGCCCCCCCAUCCUCUGCCUUCCACUGGAGUGCAUCCGCUGGAGUUUGAUUUCAGGCAGCAGGAGGGAAAGCCUAUUUGCUUUGGACUUGGAGGGAAGAGAACUGGCUACCCUCACCUACCAGCUGAGCCUUCUGUUUUUGCCAAGGCCUGAAGCUGUUGGCACUCCUGGCCACUUUGACUGGGCAUUCACCUCCCUCCACAGGACCUGCAAAAAAGACCAUCCUGAAAGGGAGCCCCUCCUGGGUCAGGAGGAGCAAUCUCUGUCCUCAGGGCUGGGGUGGGGUGAGGGUGUCACGGUCCCACCCUGGCAGCCCAGCUGGUCUCUCACCAAAUUCGCAGAUGAAAGGAUGUCUCUGGCGGCAGGUGGGCCCGGUGGCCUCCUGCAGCAAGCCCAGGUUGGAGAGGAAGGUGCAGGUGGGGGGCUGAUGGUGAGUCCCAUGCAGAUGAGGCUGGGUUCCUGGGCAAAGACAUAAGAGGCUGCCAAGGGCAUGGUGGCAAGCUGGGCAGGGCAAGGUGAGGGCCUUGCCCCCUUGUAAGAUCCGACCACAGUAGGCAAAGCGGGGAGGUAUGCCCUUGACAGAGCAAAUGAUAAUAAGCAGAAUUCUGCACUACAAGCAAAAGAGCCAGCUCUCUGCAGCGCAGUGCCCCCCACUUCCACACUCUACCCCUCAAUGUGGCUCCCCAAAUCCCAGCCUUUAACCACAGCCAGGUCAGCUGUGUAAAGGGACCUGACCUUUGUGAUAGAAACCAGGACGCACCCUCCACUCUUUGGAGUAGAAACCACUCCCCGCCUCUGCCCAGCCCUCUCUGGUGCCCCCACAGGACUGACUUACCUGUCACCACAGGCUUGGUUGGGCCCUUGGAGACCCACCAGAUCCCAGAGGGCCCUCUCAGCUGCCCCCUCCUCCUUCUCAGAGCACCCCACGUCCCUGUCUCCUCACAAGGGACCUGUGCCAAGUGCCCUCCCCAUCGGCCGCAGGCAGCCUGGGCUUCCUCAAAGGCCAAUCUUUCCUGGGCAAGCUGGUAGCAAUGUCCCUGGUGCUCCCUUGGCACAGCCUCAGGCGUGGUGACAGGCACAGCAGUCCUGCACAGGGCCCAGAGCAGCAGGGCUAAGCCGGGAGCUGCAUGUGGCCUUAGCGCCAUCUCAGUCUGGCAGGAUAAGCAAGAUGGUCCCAGCAGGGCUCUGCUUGCUCCUCUGGCUAGAAGCCCACAUGAAACACAAGAGAAGGAAGAGGCCAAGCCCUCCCGGUGUCUCUAUUUGCCCAUGAAAAUCAAGGGGGCAGCUGGGCAGCUUCCACAAACACUGGGCAGGGAAAUUUGACUCUAGGAGGAAGAGGAGGAUGGCAAAGCUUGUGGGCCAAGAUUGAGGUGGGGAGGGCACAUAGGAAUAGCUUCCAAUCUUUUUGGAAGUAGGUUCCAGUGAAAUUUGACAUUAUUUUUUGCCAUCUUAAACAGAGUGUGAACACCAUCACCAGAGAAAGCUUCUCUACUUUAUUCUCUCUUUAAAAUUUUGUAUACCAGCCUUGCCCAAGCCGGUACCCUUUGGACUACAACUCCCCUAGUCCCCAGCUGGCACAACCUUGUGAUACUAGAACUGAUGGGAGUUGUAGUCCAAAGCAUCUUCAGGGCACCAGCUGAUGUAUGUCAAAUGUGACCUUGGAGUCCCGGGCUGUUUUGCAUUAUUGCACAUUGUUUCCCUUUAAAAAUAUAGUCCAGAGGGUGAAGCAGAGCAGUUACAAUUGGAAGAUAUGGCCUCAGGAGCAUCUGUUUCUGUGCUAGAAAAAAUCUUUGAAAAAUUGGAAGCUUUGGACAAGAAAGUAGAUGCGCAAUCAGCAAAGAUUGAUAAAAAUACAGAUUGUCUAAACAAAUUAACUACACAGGUGGGACAGAAUACACAAGCAAUUGGACAGUUAACGGAGGCCUCAGUAGAAAACCGAAAAUUGGCUGAGGAUACCAGACAAAAAUUGGAAAAUUUAGAGCAAGAGGUAAGACCACUCACUAAACAAGUGGGGAACAUCAGACUUAUCUUUCUAUGAUAGAACUGCGAAAUCGUGAGAAUAAUUUGAGGAUUAGAUCAUUACAAGAGGCAGAAGAAGGAAAUCUAACUGAGUUUUUGACCAAAGAACUUUCCAAGUUCUGGAAUUUGGAAGAAAAGGACUUUAAAAUUGUGUCAGCUUUCAGACUUGGAAGAUUUAUAAAGAAGGAGAGGCCCAGGGAUUGUUUGAUUACAUUGAGAUCGAAGGAGGAAAGGGAUAAGAUUUUGGGUCUACAUUACGAAAAGUCACUGGAGGUUUUGGAUAGAAGAAUUGAGAUAUAUAAAGAUAUUCCAAGACAACUGUUGGAUCUCAGAGCCGCCUACUCUGAACUUGCUAAACUAUUAAGGAGCAACGCAAUUCCAUUCAGGUGGGAAUUUCCCCAAGGAUUAUCUUUUACCUUUAGAGCGAGAAAGGUCAAAAUUAGAACAUUGGAAGAGAGAGAUAAAUUUCUGGCUACAUACGGAGAGGACCUACAAAAAAGGAAUUGAACUACCUUCCGGGCCUGGGGCAAAGCCAGCAUUAAUACCUGCACCUGGGGAACUUGAAGAUCCAGAGAAGACACCACCCCGGGAGAAAUAACCAGACAGAUCCAGGAUGUCUCUGCAACUGUUGAGCUGGAAUAUUAAUGGUUGUAACAUUCCGGAAAAAAGGAAGAAAAUAUUUCAUAUAUUAAAAAAAGAACAAUUGGACAUUAUCUGUUUACAAGAAACACAUGUGACGAGGCUCCACAGAAAAGUGUUAAUAAAUAAAAGAUUGGGCCAGGAAUUUAUUUCGUCGGACAAAGUGAAGAAGAGAGGAGUGGUGAUAUAUGCAAAAGAGAGCCUGUCACCUAAAUUUCUAUUUAAAGAUGAACAUGGAAGGAUUUUGGCUAUUGAGAUACAAUAUCAAGGAGAGAAACUGCUGAUAUUAGGAAUCUAUGCACCCAAUGAAGGGAAAUCGGAAUUUUACAAGAAGUUGCAGGGGACAAUGCUGGAUCAUCUGGAUUACAACAACAUCAUAAUGAUGGGAGACAUGAACGGGGUCGUAUCAACUAACAUGGACAAGUCGCAAAGUCAAAAUGUCACAAAAGAUGGCAGACUACCUACAACCUGUUUUGAAAUGACUGACAAUAUGGACUUGAUCGACAUUUGGAGAACAAAGAACCCACUAGGUAGAGAAGGAACAUUCUUUUCUGAAGCCCAACUGACCUGGACAAGAAUCGACCAAAUAUGGAUUUCUAGAGGCCUGGCACCUAGGGUUAGAAAAGUGGAAAUCUGCCCAAAGACCUGCUCUGACCACAACGCAGUAAAGAUGGAUAUGACACUACUACCAACUGGAUCCUUUAGAUGGAAGAUGAAUGACAAUUUGUUUAGAGAUCAGGAAAUUACCAAGAAGGCCCAAAAAGUUUUGAAAGACUAUUUCGAGAUAAACAUGAAUAAUUCGGUGGAAAAAGAAUCGUCUGGGACGCAAGCAAAGCUGUCAUGAGGGGAGUCUUGAUACAACAGAAUGUAGUAAGGAAAAAAACACAACAUGAGACAAAAGACAAGAUCUUGGAUAAAAUAAAAGAAUUAGAGAAGAAAUUAAGAGUGAAUCCAAAGUCACAGCCAACUCUGAGAGAAAUUAAACUGUAUCAAACACAAUAUUCUAAAUUGAUAAAUCAGGAAAUUGAAUGGAAGAUUAAAUUAAUGAAACAAAAACGUUUGAGUCGGCGAAUAAAUGUGGAAAACUGCUAUCUUGGCAGUUGAAGAGAAGACAAAGAUUAAAUACGGUUACAAAUUUAGAGGUCGAUGGAAGAAACAUUCAGAAUCCAGUGGACAUUAGAAAGUGUUUCCAGAGAUAUUUUAAAAACUAUAUACCCAAGGGCCGCAAGACGAAGUCGAGAUUAAACAAUUUUUGGCAAAAAUGGAUUAUCUAAACUGUCACAAGAAAAUAGGACAACCCUGAACUCUAAAAUAACACGACAGGAGAUUGAACAAGCUAUUCAGAACAUGCAACUUGGCAAAUCUCCAGGGCCAGACGGGCUGACCUCCAAGUAUUAUAAGACACUAAAAGACUAUUUGAUACAACCCUUGAUGGAGGUUAGCAAUGAAAUUAUGGAGGGGAAGAGGGCACCGGAUUCGUGGAAGGAAGCGUUUAUCACAUUGAUACCAAAGUCAGAAGCUGAAAAGACACAACUGAAGAACUACCGUCCCAUCUCCCUUUUAAAUGUGGAUUACAAAAUAUUUGCAGAUAUUUUGGCAAGUAGAUUUAAAAAGUUUUAAAUGAAGUAAUUCAUAAGGACCAGGCCGGUUUUCUCCCAGGUAGACAUCUGUUUGCUAACACAAGGAACAUUAUUGAUAUCUUGGAACUUCUCCAAACUGACAUAAAUACAAAAGCAGUUUUAAUUUUUAUAGAUGCGGAGAAGGCCUUUGAUAAUAUUUCUUGGAAAUUUAUGAUGGGAAACUUAAAAGAGAUGGGAGUGGGACGGGGUUUUGAGAAUGGGAUUGAGGCGAUAUAUUCAGAACAGAAAGCUAAACUGAUAGUUAAUAAUGUGGUUACAGAAGAGUUCAAAAUUGAAAAAGGGACACGACAAGGUUGCCCUAUCUCCCCUUUGUUAUUUAUUUCGGUUCUGGAAGUGCUAUUGAACAUGAUUAGAGGGGACCAGUUGGUGGAAGGAAUUCAGGUUGGUCAGAAACAAUAUAAACUAAAAGCUUUUGCAGAUGACCUGGUUUUGACCUUGCAGAAGCCAGAGCCUAGUACGAAAAGAGUAUUACAAUUGAUUAAUGACUUUGGUCGGGUGGCGGGAUUUAAAUUAAAUAAACAGAAAACCAAGGUUUUGGGAAAAAAUUUGACUGAGACAGAGUCAGAACGGUUUCAGAAUGAGACGGAACUUAAUGUGGUUAAAAAGUAAAAUACCUAGGGGUAAACAUAACAGCAAAAAAUCUAAGUCUAUUUAAGGAUAACUAUGAAAAAUGUUGGACAGAAAUUAAGAGAGACUUAGACAGUUGGUCAAAAUUGAAACUUUCUUUGUUAGGCCGAAUUGCUGCGAUUAAGAUGAAUGUAUUGCCAAGAAUGUUGUUUUUAUUUCAAACACUUCAGGUUUUGGACAAAAUGGAGUGCUUUCAGAAGUGGCAGAGAGACAUUUCGAAGUUUGUCUGGCAGGGCAAAAAGCCCAGAAUUAAGUUUAAGAUACUAACUGAUGCAAACCAAAGAGGGGCUUUGCCCUGCCGGACUUAAAGUUGUAUUACGAAGCCGCAGCGUUCUGCUGGCUAAAAGAUUGGCUACUUCUUGAAGACACUGAUGUGUUAGAUUUGGAAGGGUUUAACAAUGUUUUUGGAUGGCAUGCAUAUUUAUGGUAUGACAAAGUUAAAGCAAAUAAGGCCUUUAAGAACCAUAUUGUUAGAAAAUCACUGUUUAAUGUCUGGACAAAAUAUAAAGACUUGCUGGAAAAUAAAACACCAAGGUGGCUUUCACCUUUGGAAGCUAAGGCCCGAAAAAGACCCAAUAUGGAGGCCAAAUGGCCAAAAUAUUGGGAAAUACUAGAAAAGAUGGAGACAAUUGGAAAUUGCAGAGUUUGGAGAAAAUGAAAGACAAAGUGCGAGAUUGGUUACAUUAUGCUCAGAUUAAAGAAGUUUUUAAAAAUGAUAAGAAACUAGGGUUCCAGGUGGAGAAAUCGAAAUUAGAAACAGAAUUGUUAGAACCAAAGAUUAAGAUACUUUCAAGGAUGUAUAACUUGCUGUUGGAAUGGAAUACACAAGAUGAAAUGGUUAAAUCGGCUAUGAUAAGGUGGGCACAGGAUAUUGGGCAUAAUAUUAUGUUUGAGGACUGGGAAAGGCUGUGGAGUAAUGGAUUGAAAUUUACUGCAUGUAAUGCUUUGAAAGAAAAUGUAAUGAAAAUGAUUUAUAGAUGGUAUAUGACCCCAGUCAAACUCGCAAAAAUUUACCACCUGUCUGAUAACAAGUGCUGGAAAUGUAAAGAGUGUGAAGGAACGUUCUUUCACCUCUGGUGGACCUGCCCUAAAGUGAAGGCGUUCUGGGAAAUGAUUUAUAAUGAAUUGAAAAAGGUAUUUAAAUAUACUUUCACUAAGAAACCAGAGGCUUUCCUUUUGGGUAUUGUCAGCCAAGGGGUGGCAAAGAAGGACCAAACAUUUUUUAUGUAUGCAACAACAGCAGCAAGGAUACUACUCGCAAAACAUUGGAAAACUCAAGAUCUACCCACACUGGAAGAAUGGCAGAUGCAACUGAUAGACUAUAUGCAACUGGCUGAAAUGACUGGCAGAAUCCGUGACCUGGGAGAAGAGAGAAUCGAGGAGGAUUGGAAGAAAUUUAAGAACUACCUACAAAAACAUUGUGAUUUGACUGAAUGCUGAAUAAGAUGCUAGACUAAAUAACUGAGCACCACUUAACUUAGAAGUUUUUAAGAAAAUAAGAAAAACUGUGAAAGUUUAACUCUUUAUGAGAACUAUAAGAUCAUGAAAUAUCGAAGAGAUAUAAGAAUUUAAAUAAGAUGAUAAAUUGCUGACAAAAUGUUAUAAUGAUGAAGGUGGGAGCGGGAGAUGUGAGGAAGUCCAAAGAAAAUGUGAAAUUAUGUUAAGACGAAUGUUAUACUGUUUAUUACAUUUAUUCCUAUUGUAAAAUCCAAUAAAUUGCUUUAAAAAAAAUAAAAUAAAAAUAUAGUCCAAACACACAGCAGCCUUUCUGGGGAGAAACUCCUGCUUUCAGCCUCAUAUAUUGAAUGUGCUUCUUUGGUCACAGUGGUUAGAUAGCAACAGUUCUGCUGUAGAAAUCUGAGUGAAAUUCAAGAUCUCCACCAGCACACACAACAUUAUCUUUUGAAUGUUUUUAAUUCCUGUUUUUAACAGUCUCCUAUUGUUUGACUUUUGGGGACGCGGGUGGCACUGUGGGUAAAACCUCAGUGCCUAGGACUUGCCGAUCGUAUGGUCGGCAGUUCAAAUCCCCGCGGCGAGGUGAGCUCCCGUCUUUCGGUCCCAGCUCCUGCCCACCUAGCAGUUUGAAAGCACCCCUAAGUGCAAGUAGAUAAACAGGUACCGCUUUAUAGCGGGAAGGUAAAUGGCGUUUCCGUGUGCUGCGCUGGUGCUGGCUCGCCAGAGCAGCUUCGUCACGCUGGCCACGUGACCCAGAAGUGUCUUCGGACAGCACUGGCUCCCGGCCUCUUAAGUGAGAUGAGCGCACAAUGCUAGAGUCGGACACGACUGGCCCGGACGGGCAGGGGUACCUUUACCUUUAUUGCUUGACUUUAAUUUUAAUUACCGUAACCACUUAGAUAUUUUAUUAAAAUCAAGUGGCAUGUGGGUUUUGUUAAAUAAUUAAAGUUACCCUCAAAAGUAUAUUUUCCUAUUGAUUAGUAUAAAAUGAUGUCUUCCAAAAUGUUAUGAGGUCGAUCUGAUACAAAUUGCUCCUGCUUCUCUCACUGUGCUGCCAUGUUCUCCUCCUCCUCCUCACUCCCAGGUUUAUUGCUCUCGCAUUGGCUCUCCAGUCUCACAUUUGCAGGAAGGGAAGGCUAGGAAUGCAUCUGGCUGGGGAAGUGUGGUUUGCAAAACAACAGAACCGGUGACAACAACAGGCUGGAGCUGGAGGCAGGUAAAUUUUUUUGACUGUGCUCACCUUGCUUUUAGUAAACAAGGUUUUCAUUCCCCCCCCCUCCUUUCAAAAACCUGGCAAACCUGGUCAACCACAGACAAGAGUAGAAGGAAAGAAUUGAGUACAAACACCAUUAAUGGUUCAAGAUGGGAAGGGUGUAAAUAAUAAAAUAAUAAUAAUAAUAAUAAUAAUAAUAAUAAUAAUUAAUUAAUUACCUGUCUCCAGAAUGAGACCACUUCCAGGCUGUUACUGUUUUGUGCGUGGGAUUCAAUACAUUCCUGGCAAAUUCAGGUGGUGCAGUUCAAGUGGAUUGGGCCCUUUUACACAAGAAAGCUGCUUCCAAAUAAAAAGGGAUUUUGCAGUAAGGAAAGCACUGGGGCAAUGCCUUGGAGAGUGUGAUAUAUAAAAAAAAUGCUUGAUAAGGUAUCAUACAACCGCCCACAAACAAAUCAGGAAGAAUGUUCAAUAAACAGGUUGUCUACCGAAAUCAACCUGUUGCUGUUCCUUUCUCUUAAUUAGUUAUUCUCCAUCCCCCCUGAGUUCUGGAAAACUGAGGCCCAUUGUGAACUGGGCAAUUUGUUUUAAUUUUUGAGAUACGAGUUUUCCGAUAUACCACACUUGCACCAAACAGUGGGAUUUUUAAAAAGUGAGUGUGUUGCCUCAGGCCCAUGGAGGCAGUUUGCCAAUGAAAGUACAGGACUUAGUAACAGAGGGCAUUAAUAGAGGGCAUCCAGAAAAAACAUCACCAGGUUUUCUUUUUAUAAUAAAAAUACUCGUCCACACAAUGUUGGCCUUUUUUCCCCUUACGAAAUUUUCUUUAUAUCCUUUGCUGCGUUAUCUGUAUAUUGGGGAAAUCCAGAUUAAAGCAGCUGUGGGUAGGAUUCAGGCUGCCAUUUGGAUGAGGACAAUGUGUGGAUGCACUGAAUCCACUUUAAGCUGCUGUGUGUACAUAUCCCACGAGAGGGUGCUGAAGAGCAGGACUAGGAACCGGGUGAUGAUUCCUCUCUUGGCAAUCCAGCAAAGGCUUGCGGAUUAACCCAUUUAGCCCUGGCUCUGGCCAACAGAUGAAUGGCAUCAUGGUUGGUUUCCCCCCACUUGAAUCUAGUCUGGUCGUGGGGUAUGAAGGGAGUAAUGGCCAGAGACCUGCUUGGGCAGAGUGUAUUGCUACAAAACAGGCAUUAUUAUUAUUAUUUGACUGAUGUUUUAAUGUAUUUUAAAUAUUUUGUUGGAAGCCACCCAGAAUGGCUGGGGAAACCCAUCCAGAUGGGCGGGAUAUAAAUAAAUAAAUAAAUAAUAAUAAUAAUAAUAAUAAUUAUUAUUAUUAUUAUUAUUAUUAUUAUUAUUAUUGGCACACACUUCCUAUAACAUUCAGGGCUUAGCUCAGGGAUGGGGAAAUGUUCUGCUCUUCACUAAAAUAAUCCCAGAGCAGGGUGUAGCAAAAUACUGACUCGAAAUUACAUGAAGUCAAUAAGAAGAUUAAAACAUCAAAAACCAUACAAGUCACAUCAUGGAUCCAGCGGGUAGGGAUGCCCACCUUCUUCAUCAUGAGAACAUGAUGCUGGACUAUUCACAUGCUGGAGGUUGCUGUUAGGCUCUAGUUUGGCACAACUAACAGAUCUUUCAAAAAGUCUUUGGGGAAAGUUGUCACAUUGUUAUGCUUCCAAAAGGCUGUAAUGAAAGUGGAACAGCCAUUUAAACAUGGUGAAACACCUCACGUGUAGGACUCUUUCACCUUGGGCACCAGAACGGGUUUGUUAAACUGGUUUUAUUACAUGAAUCAUGAACACUAUCCUUGGCCAGGGCGGAUACCCGCAGGGAACAGAGCACAUGGGUGGAACACCAAUAAAUUACCUGUUCUGCAUUUAAAAUAAACACCUGCUGUCACCCGCUUAAAGAGAUCCUAACUGUGCUCUUACUACACAAGCAAAAUAUCCGUUUAAAAUUCAAUGUGAGCUUUGCAUUUCCAUAGCCUUGCGGAGUUCCAGAAAUAGCUUGCUUGCAGCAUUGUCAUAUCUAGUCCUGUUGGAAAAGUGUGUUAUUUUUUUAAAAUUAAAUGUGCAAUUGCAAAUCAUGAAAGCUUCAAAUGCUGUAGUUGGGAAUUACUUUUUAAUUAAUGUUUGAAAGGUUGUUGUAUUUCCCUUUCUGGGGGCUGCAUGUUCUGUUUGCAGAUAACAAAGAUAGCAGAGGUGUUGCCUUCCUUCCUCUAUGCUAUAAAAUCUUUGGGAUACAGGUGGCACUGGGGAAGGGUGGGGUACCGAGAGGGCUAAAUGCCCACCAAUGGAAUUGCUUGCCCACCAUGUGUAAGUUAGAAAGACAGUGAAAAAGGCUUGUUUUUACUCCAGAAGAUGGUCAUCUGCCAGACCAAGCUCACCCUCUGAGAGCUCCACUUGCCUCUUUUUUUGCCCACCCUGCUGCCUGAGGCAGCUGCCUCACUCUGCCCCAAUUGCACCACCUUAUUCUCAUCACUUAUAAAUUUAUCUGUGUCAAGAUGAGCUCUUGUACUACGGAAUUUACCAUUAUACCACUAUCUAUUAAGCUAAAGGAGGCACAUUUUCACCAGUUCACGUUAUGCAGAAAAAGAGUUGGAGAGAGCAGCUGUAGCUAUUGGCAGCAAAUAAGGUGCUGGAUCCAGACAGCCGUAAGAGCAGGUCCAUUGAACUCAAUGGGACAUACUGGAUCCAACAACUUUGACAAGAUGUCGGCUGUUGCUUGUCAUAACUUCUGCAGUAGGAAUGGAGCGAAAAGAAAACUUCCCUUCUUUUUAAACAAUGUGUCUCAUUCUAAGUGUUAUUUAUUUGUGUGUCAAUCACGCUCCUCUCCCCACUGUUUCAUAAUUCUCCAUUUGGCAGGCUCUGGUAUAAGUACUGUAUGUGUUUUUCCUCAUUCUUCUUCCAGUGAGCUAUGGAAUGGGGAGUUUCAGCUGAGGCCCAAGAGAGAUCUGUGGAAUUCCCUCCCCCUUCAUAUUCUUUGACAGCCACUGAGGGAAAGGGGUAGGAGGAAGACAAUAGUGGUGGGGUCCAUCUUGGGUCUUAUCAGGCUAGUCAGAAACGAGUAAGUCACACACAUCCCAAGCCUUUAUUUCCCAGGACUCCCAACUAGGAGUUGUGUAGAAACUCUGUUCUCAUAAAGGCAGUGGCAUUCUCAGAAAAACAAAAAAAACCCAGUUUCUAUCUUUUUUUUCUUUUCUUUUUAAUAGUAACUGAAGAAUUAUGUGGGAUUGUGUAGCACUGGCCCAACAGCACAGCCCAUUCAAGGGGUGGCAUUGCUUACCCUAGGACAGCCUUUGCCAACCUGUCGCUCUCCAGAUGUUUCAGACUUCAGCUCCCAUGAACCCCAGGCAGUAUGGCCAUAUGAUGCUGGGGCUUAUGAGAGCCAUGUCCACAACAUCUGGUGGCAUCUGGUGGUGAAGCCUGCUUGAGGCUAAUGGGGUGGCCAGCUGCCAAUGCCUGAGUGUACUUGCUUGAGACAGACAUGGGAUGGUGCUUUCUGUCAGCUCUGAUCUGAGAGCUUCCCAGAGCCACUUGGUGAAACAAUUCUGGAUGAGGUGGCCCAUCACAAUACAGUAAAGCAAUUGUUAUGUAUUCAUGGGAGACAGUUUUGAACUCAUACACUAAACUACUUAGGAGCAGGAACAUGUCACCUGUGGUUCAGGAAAUUAGGAUCCAGUGGCCCAUUCCCAUGGAUGUUUUCCUCAAAGUCAAUAUAACUGUGUUCAGUGAGGUUUGCUUCCACUUAAUUCUGCAGAGGAUUGCUGCGGACGUGAUAUAAAUAAGGACAAUCAUGUAAAACAUAACUUUUUUCAGUCCAUAAACUUCUUGCACCACCAGGACUGUUUUGCCUCCAAUCUCCAAAAAGAAAAAUAUAAAAAAUAUUAAUUCGUUUAUCUGAAAACUUUGUUUCCACCAUCUGAUCAGGUGCCUUUGGUGACAAUAAACACACAUGAAUAUGACGUUCUUUCCCUCAAAGAAGUGGCACGCACACACAAUCCGGUUGCUAAUUGUGUUAUUCUCUAUCCAGCAUGGUCAGCAGUGAGAUAACUGUCAGCAUCCUACUACCUCCUGGCACCUCUAAAAAGAAAGCAGGGAAGGUGGGGGAAGAGUCACCAGGUUGAUGUCCACUCACUUUCCUUCUGCCAUGGUGUCAUCAUCAUUCCCAGCCAAGAAAGUCUCUGGUUUUGCUGUGCCAAAAAUGGGCCAGGAAGAAACAAAUUACAGUCAUGUUUUUACUUGUUGUCUUGGCUACAUGAUUUAUGAGCCUCAGUGCAGCGAUUAGAGAUGAAAGAAAACAUUCCAGGCCCAGGACCCACACAUUGCUGAGGUCUUGUGUGCCUGGCCUUCUGCAGGAGUUACUGUAAAAGCAGGGGGGAGGGAGGGGGUCAUAGGAAGUGACCCCACCCUCCCAAAAGGAAAAUUACAAGGGGCACACUGGUGAGCACAUAUACUGGGUGCCAAGUGCCUCGUGGCUGCUGCUGUAUGAAACUAUCCCUGCCUGGAGAGAAUCAAGAGCAUUUUCUAGGCCCUACUGUGGGUAACAGCUAGGGAAUUAUUGGCAUCAAUAAAGGCUACAUGGGAGAGUAAGCUACAUGCGUACAUAGAGACAUAAUUUUAUUUGUAUGCUGCCUUUCCACAGCUCUAGGCGGUUUACAACAUGAAUAUGUAAUUACAACAUAACAAAAGUCAUGAACAAUAAACAAUACAUUAAAAAAAUACACAGAACAGAACCAAACAGAACAAUGUCCACAUAAAUCACAACAAGAUCUAAAAUAAAGAUACGAAACAGCAAGAGCAAGCCGCCCCACCCCCCAAUACCUCAGCCCAAUAAUAUUUUGUGAAGCCUCAGCUUUUGUAGCUAGAGUCAGUCAGGGGCCCACCCUCCCAGGCCAGGUGGGAAAAAAGUCUGCAAGGGAGGGAUCAGGACAUCCAGGACUCACAGCCAAGAUGGAGGAGUUUGCAUGUGGAGGAACGAGAAAGUGGGCUUAAAGGUCUAGCCAGAGAAGAUUCUUCUGUAUGACGAAGUUGACAAUGGUCAUGAUCCUCAGCCCAAAUGCCAAAUUCCAUCUAUCCUUCUCUGUCAUAAGACCACAUGCUUAACUGUGAACAAGAGGGAAGGGCAGGAACAUAGUUAAGGUUGCUGCAGAAAGUGGUUGGUUUAAUGGCUGUGGUUUAACAAGCAGAGGGAAAUGCUGACAAAGGUCAGCAGCAUUAACAUCAGAAAGAAAAAUAGUCUGCCAUCUCUUCUCCUUACCUGGCUCAGUCAACCACUUCUCCCUUAUGUCCUCUUCUCCAUGACAGAAAUUUGUUGCCUUUGAAGGGCCCUGAGCACAUGUAUAGGGUUUUGCUGAUGGAAUGAUUUCUAGCAGGAUCAUGCCCCAGAACCACUCUUAUUAGUAAUAAGCCACUAUUUAUUUGGUAUGUCAGAGGAAGUUUCUGCUUUCUGCCAGAGUAUUCCACAGGAACAAGGACAGUAACUGGCUUGAGGAAAGGUUUGAUCUACUCCAUAAGACAUCAAAACACAGAUGAUAAAAGUGUAACUCUCGAAGGCGGUAAAAGGAAUUAAGCAAGAGCAUUAGCAGAUCUAUGUAGAGGAAAAGACAAAAUAGCAAAUAAGGUAGACCUCGCUGUAACCUCGCUGGUGUAAUUAUUUAGGCAUAAUUCUCUGUUCUAGCCUUCCACAAAUUGGUGUCCUCCAGAUGUUUUGUACUAUAGCUCCCACCCCCAGCUAGUACAGACGUAAGUUGUGCUUCAAAACAUCUGUAGGGUGCCUGGUUGGGGGAAAUUGUUCUGUUGCAUCCUACUUAGGGGCUUAUUGAUUUCAUGUCUGGUUUUUACAGCUGCUGCUAUCAUCUGUUCUAUAAGUACAAUUGGAUUUUUGGUUACCACUGACAUGAGCCAAGUUGGUAACCUCCAUGUUUUCUAUGGCCAAGUCGCUGUCCAUUUCAACUGGAUAAUUAUUGUGGGAGUUGUUUGCAAUCAAAGCUAACAAUGCAUACCUAUGCUAGUUAGUAAAUGAAGGGGUUAAAGACCACAGAGCUGUAAAUUACUAGAGAAGGGAUAGAUAGGUCACACCCCCUCACAUUUGGGAAUAAGUAUUGUCUGUUUCUUGUUCCUCUCCUUCUGUUGAACCAUUUAAGCUGAGCAGAUGUUUGAGACUUGGACUCCAGACUUAGGCCGCAUGUUUGAGAUUAGUGUUUGCCUUUUGUAAUCAAUAAUAUACUGCCUGUGUUGUUUCUGCUGUUGUAUUGAACAAUGCAUGAGUGAGACAUGUGUUUACUGUAAGUAAAGCAUUUAAACUUACUAAAGUUUGUGGUCUAUUCACUCUGAGAAAGCUAGAGGGAGAAGAUAACUGUAAGCACUUAACACUUGGACAUUUAAAGGUCUAAUAAGCUAUAUUUCUCACACUUUGCAAAUGCUGCAUAGAUCUGAGUUUUAAACUCUUCUGGGGGCUGUUUUGGCUACAGAGUGCGUAAAGUCCCAUGUUUGUUUUUAUUCUAAGCAGUCAGACAUUUUUUCUUUGUAGUUCCCCACACAAAUAGGACUUCAGGAAUAACUAGCAUUCCCCAGUUAUUUCCCAACAAUUAUGAUCUCGAUGGGCUUGUUCAUUUGACAGCUCUGGUCUCCCAUUCCUAUGGGUAGUUUUCAAGAUCCAAGUCCAAUCUGCGGUAAGGCACAAGACUGAGUAGGACAACCAUAAAUUAUAUUUCACUCUGCUUGAAUUUGCGAAAGGAAUGUGGAACUGGUAAGGCAUUUUGACUGGCUGGCCCUUGGUGGGACUGAAACUCCCAUGAUCUCAAAGCAGCACCUACUGUUAUGUAGCCAUCAGAGUAGGUAUCAACACUGCAGAUAUUAAGUACAGGGUGUGUGGAAGGCUUUCAGCAGAGGAGGAGUAAUAUUCAUGAAGAUCUAAGAGCUAAUUUUCAGAUAUGUUUUGAAAUAGGAUUGGUGCCUUUGAGAUGUAGCACUCAUACCUGGGCCCAUGUGAACGUUUAUAACUAUAGUAAUUCAACACAGAAUUGGUGAGUUGGGUAGAAAUAUUGUUGCUCCCCCAAAGAAUCUCAUAAAAUGGUUUGAAAGACAAGGGGGCAAAUUCAUCCCCUGCUCACUCCCCCCACCCCUUGGAGGGCUUUCCAGAAGCCCCAGAUAACAACACUCAGGUCAUCUUUCAACAAAUAAGCGAACUGCUGUAUGAAGGGAAUAGAACUACCCUACCUACAUUUUUGUUUUUAUGACUGCAGAUAAGCUGGAGCCACCGUGCAGAUAUGGAAGCAUCGUGACUGUGCGUCUCUGGCCUGUUGUUAUCUCAG
Molecule: messenger RNA, 16003 nt
Organism: Podarcis lilfordi (Lilford's wall lizard)
Lineage: Eukaryota; Metazoa; Chordata; Lepidosauria; Squamata; Lacertidae
Source: the annotation of a GenBank genome assembly